ACAAGUUACAACAGUCACACAGUGUAGGCCGGGCUCCUUUCAGCUAAGCACAUAGACGCUCACACUGCCGUAAAAACAAAACAAUGUCACUGCCCCCUAAACUUUAAUUUGAACAAUUAUUCAGUUUCAGUUAUUUCUUUUAAAUUUUUUAAUUUACAAUAAUUUUGUGAAGUGUGGUUACAGUUUGUUUAUCCAGUGAUACAAAACUAGUGAGAGAUACAAAAUAUACAUAUCUGGGUUGGAUAUCCUGUACUAACCGUUCACAGUGCUAGUUGCGUGAAAACAGAAUACAGAUACGAAACCACUGGUUUCUUCCAGCUUGAAUUUCCUAUCAGAGAAGAAGGAAGGAUAUCUAGUGAUUACUGGAACUAUCGUUGGAGAAGGUUAAAUGUAUCAGAUUAAAGCUGAACCCUCCGAACCAGAUGUCUGCUGGAUUGAGUACUGGUAGGGAGAGAAAUUACAAGAUUAAAAUGAGUGUUCAGACAGAUAUAUCUGGUAGGGACAGGAGAACACACCCAGCUGACCAGGAUGAAUCAAGCCUUAAACGGUUUAAGUCUUCCUCUCUAGCUCCUCCUGCCCCCCCUGCUCCUGUUCUAGUAUCCAAGGAUGAAACAAGUCUCAAGAUUCGCAUUUCCCGGUACGGAACCGCUCCCGGCCGAGCUCAACAUAAAACCUUACCCCUGGAGGAGUUUUCGCACCCUCGACCUCCUCGACCAGGUUCAGGAUCCCCUCGUCUUUCUCGCAGAGCUGGUUCUCUGGACCCAAGUCCGGUCAAACCUGAGCUCAAAAUGUGUGAAGUAAAGCUCAAUAAUCUCAGCUCAGUGAAGGUGGAAAACAGUGAAGAUGAUGUGAAACCCCACCCAACUCCCAUUUUAAAUAUAAAAAUGACCGGUAGUGAAAUAGUUAGUGAAUGUGAACGUGUAGGACCAGGGACAGGUGAAAUAUCUACAUCAGUAUUGGACGAAGGAGAACCCUGUCCUCAACCAAAACGACGACAUCAACUUCCAAAGUUGAGUUCCGAACAACUUCUGCCGAACACGCCGUGUGUUCACGUGAAGAACAAACAGGAGGCGUUCUCCCCCCAGCUCCUGGAAUGGUGUCUUCAGAGACCCAUAACCGUCAUUCGAGGUUUACCUCAGGCGUGUGACAUGGACCUUUCUCUGUAUACAACUAAAUCCUUGGUGGAGUGUCAUCCAAACCAUCCGGUAGAAAUCCGUACACAAAUGGAGCAAAGCAGUGAUGAGAAUUGGGACCCAUCUCUUACGAAAGAGGUUUGGUACUGUACCUCUAGUAGAUCACAUACAACUAUAGCUAAAUAUGCUGAAUACCUCACUACCUCAUUCAAAGAAACCAAAGAAAAGCUCGGGAAGGACUUCAGCUUUAAUCCCAAGCUUGAACUGAAAUCAGAUGAGAAUGGGACUCCUAUCCGUAGAACUAUAAAGUUUGGAACCAACUGUGAUCUAUCUGACGAGAAGAAAUGGAAACCUCAAAUCCAGGAGCUGAUGAAGUUACCCUGCUGGUUAAGGGUAGUAUCAGCCGGAAAUAUGCUCUCACAUAUAGGUCAUCAGAUAUUAGGGAUGAAUACCAUACAACUAUAUAUGAAGGUUCCAAGAUCUCGAACCCCUGGACAUCAGGAGAAUAAUAACUUCGCUGCCGUCAAUAUCAAUAUUGGACCUGGAGACUCAGAGUGGUUUGGAGUUCCUGACUCCUACUGGGGAGCUAUACAGGAGCUCUGUGAAAAGAGUGACGUGGACUAUCUCCACGGUAGCUGGUGGCCGAAAAUGGAAGAUUUAAAGGAGGCUGGUAUACCUUGCUACCGGUUUAUGCAACGACCUGGAGAAGUAGUUUGGGUCAACACGGGUUGUGUUCAUUGGGUUCAAGCCUCAGGGUGGUGCAACAACGUUGCCUGGAAUACAGGACCACUCACAUACAGGCAGUAUACAGCUGCUAUAGAGAGAUACGAGUGGAAUAAGAGCCAACGGUAUCAAUCUAUUGUAGCAAUGGUAUUUCUCACAUGGACAAUGGCGCAAAACAUUCGAGUUACAGAUUUUGAACUCUUUCAUUCCAUGAAGCGCACCAUGAUGCGCUCGUUGCGCCAGACCGUGCUAAUGCGUCAGUUCGCUAUAGAGCAAGGAGUGCCUAUCCGGUUCCAUGGACAUAAACCUAAUGAGCCGGUCAACUACUGUAUGAUCUGCGAGGAGGAGGUUUUCAACAUCUUCUUCGUGAAAGGGAAUGAGAGGAAGCAUGUUGUACACUGCCUACGAUGUGCUAGACAAGUUAGCAAGGAUUUAACUUCCUGGAUAUGUCUAGAGGAGUACACACUGGAAGAGUUGAAGACUGUUUACGACAAUUUUGUUCUAGCAGAUAGGACUGUUCCUACCGGAGAUAAUCCUCUUAGUCUCUCAUUAGUCAACAAUAAUUCAACCUGCUAAUCCGGGUACACAGUACAUACAGAUAGAUUGCUGUCAGACCAAGUUAAAGCAGCAAGUUUGAUGUGAAACUAAGUGCACACAGCAAGUUUGCUGUCAAAACAAGUGCACAUAGCUUAAUUGUUGUGAGUACGGAUCCGCAAAGCCAGUUUGCUGUUGGACUAAGUACACAGACUUAGUUUCUUGUCAGAACAUGGACACACGCAGCUGUAUAGCGUCAUUUGCACCAGUACAUUUAAAUAUCAGAUCGGUCUAGUUAAUACAGUUAGACAGCUGUAACUUCUAUCAGUACAGCUCUGGAUCUGUUAUUCAGGAGUAAUUCAGUUCCUAGCUUCCGUCUUCAUAGAAAUACUGUAAGGAAAACAGGGAUUACGUCUUUUUAAACCAAAAUUUAACGAUUGACAACAAAGACUGCAACUGUUUUAAGCUGACAUCGAAAACUGCUGCAAUUGAAACUAAUUGAAAUUGAAACUAAGAUUGCCGCAAUUAGAAUCUUAUCGCCUAUUAUACAGCUGUUGAAACUUAUCAGCAUAAUUCCCAGCUGUUGGAAUUGGACCGCGGAGUUCCCAGCUGCUUGAAGCUGACAGUAUGAAAGUGUACCUGACGUCUACCAACUGUAAGGAUCUUGGCGGAAAUAUAUCCUGGAGCUUUGAAAUCACAAGUUUAUGUUCUCUGAAUUUCUCUUGUAACACUAUGUAGAUAAUUACUGUCUAACACUGCCAUGUACAGAGGUAUACUGUACAACCAAGGGUACAAGUAUACUACUUGUACAAGUACCUACCUCUAGUACCUAGUUCUGCUGAGUAUACUCCUGCAAGCCAGACUAGUUGUACUCUAACUAAAUUUAAUCUCCUCAGCUAAUAGUUCACUGCCAUUUAUGUUCAGCUGUUGUGGACUUUUAUACCGUUGAAUUUAUCAACUUUUGUAUAAACCUUCUUGUUCAACCCGUACGGUCUUGCAUGUUAAAUGUGAACCCGUACAUAUGUUCAGAUAUGCAGGAAGAAUAGACUUUUCUUCCCUAGGUGUGUAUUAUAUGUAUAUUGUAUAGUUUCAGAUUUCAUUUAUGUUUUAAUUAUCAAACAGAGUUCUCAUUUGUAAUCAUUAAUCACCCUUCAAACCAUUUUUAAUCAUUUUUUUUAAUGAAUUUCAAUGUUCGAAAUUUUUUUCGGGUUUCUGGGUCCAAAUUACUUCAGCCAGCUGAUUUAAACAUAUUUUGAUAAAACAAAAAUAGUUGAAUAACUAGUGUGAUUGUAGAGGCACAUUUCCUAUCAUAUUUAAUCAAAGAAACGACGCAAUGAGUCAAAAUAAAAGACUGAUAUUUUUGCUUAAUUUAAACAACAUUUAACUUUUUACACUGCCUCUCCGUUCCUAAUUGUUCCACGGUAGUCCACUGUAAAUCAAGAAAAAACAGUUAAGUUCGAUCUCAAAAAUUUAGGUCUUUUUACUGUAUAUCAUAGUGAAGUAAUAAUUUGUAGGAAAAAUAAUAAAUUAUUAAUAAAUAUCGUUUUCAUCAGAA
Molecule: messenger RNA, 3945 nt
Organism: Eurytemora carolleeae
Lineage: Eukaryota; Metazoa; Arthropoda; Copepoda; Calanoida; Temoridae
Product: lysine-specific demethylase 6A
Exons: 11
Coding region: 423-2432 (669 amino acids)
Biological process (GO): regulation of gene expression
Cellular component (GO): MLL3/4 complex
Molecular function (GO): chromatin DNA binding; RNA polymerase II cis-regulatory region sequence-specific DNA binding; histone H3K27me2/H3K27me3 demethylase activity
Source: RefSeq, a predicted model, not a curated record